CUUUCUGUUUUCUCAUGUACUGUAAAUUGGAAAUCGAGAAGACUAAACAUCCUAAAAAAUAGAACUACCUAGCCGGCGUAGGUGUUCGGUAUAUCCAAGUUUUGGCAGAAGCUUUUACUAUUUCGCUUAUCAGAAGAAAAAUCUGGCCUAGAGCAUUUAGAAGAUGGAGAAGAAAGGGGCCUAUGUUCGGAAAUGGGCGAUAGAGCUAGCUGACGCUUCUAAUUCAUCGAGGGAAAUUCCCGAUCCCCCCGGUUUUGAUCGCUCCACUGCAGAGCAGGAUGAGAGUUCAAUAAGCCGGCAAAAGAAGGAAGUUGAGUUGACAUGGAAAUCACAGAAAGCCUGGGAAGUGGCGCAAGCCCCUUUUAAGAACUUACUCAUGAUGGGAUUCAUGAUGUGGAUGGCUGGGAGUACAGUGCACUUGUUCAGUAUUGGGAUAACGUUCUCAGCUCUUUGGCAGCCUAUUAGUGCUCUUCAGGGUGUUGGAAAAGUUUUUGAGCCCUUUCAAGAUUCACGAAUAGACUUACUACUACCGAAGCUUGUUUAUAUUGCCUUGAACUUAGCAGGAAUGCUGUUAGGCAUCUGGAAGCUGAACACAUUAGGACUUUUGCCUACUCACGCCUCUGAUUGGGUGUCCUCACUGGCUCCUGCUCUUGAGAUUGAUUACGCUGGUGGAGGAAUUCCAUUUGCAUAAUUAAUUUUUCUCGCUACAGAAACUGCAUUCUUGGGGAGAGAAAUUUAAUGUUUUUUCUGCCAACCCAUAAAAUUUAACAUCUCUUGACAAAGAGUGCCCCAUGAUCUGAAGAAACCUAGAUGGGUUUAUUUAGUGUUGCAAUCAACCUGUCAGAUUUGUAGCAAUAUGGCUGCCUUGCAAUUUUUCUUUGAGGUUUGCCAGAGUGGCAUUGUUUUUCUAAUUUAUUUGUUAAUGAUACAAGUUCAUUUUCAUCAAGCUAGAAUUUUGACACAUGAAUGAAGGUAAACACAUGGCUUUCUGUUUAAUUUGCUUUUGAUUGUCCAAAACAUCCUUAUAUGUGUAGAAGAGUUAAAGCCUUGUACGAGUUAAUUAAAACAGUCACAUGUUUGGAUAAUACGGAGCUCUGAUUUUAAAUCAAAAUAUUCAGACUUUUGAAGUUA
Messenger RNA from Cryptomeria japonica (Japanese cedar), 1131 nucleotides. RefSeq lists its product as uncharacterized. The record is from RefSeq and is a predicted model, not a curated record. Gene Ontology annotation, biological process: protein folding in endoplasmic reticulum. Bases 164 to 691 code for a protein of 175 amino acids. Gene Ontology annotation, cellular component: EMC complex. Lineage: Eukaryota; Viridiplantae; Streptophyta; Pinopsida; Cupressales; Cupressaceae. The transcript is spliced from 6 exons.